This is a messenger RNA of Adineta ricciae, 1395 nucleotides long. Lineage: Eukaryota; Metazoa; Rotifera; Eurotatoria; Adinetida; Adinetidae. The record is from the annotation of a GenBank genome assembly.
AUGGCUUAUCGUGUGUACAAUCGCGUUUGUUUCAAUCGUUUAAUUGCAGUCAUCGACAAGCAGCUAUUAUAUCGUGGUCGAGAGACUAUUAAUAUGCAAUCAUCAAUGGGACUUUCAAUGAUUUCCGCUGAUCAAACGCGAAAAAUUGAUUCGAUAAGGGAACAGCUUCGUCAAAAUAUACAAAAAUAUUUUGCAUCUUUUACAACACGAAAAGGUGUCAUCGAUUUUCUUUCAUUGACACAUCCAGAUCGGAUAAGCAUUCAUGUCGAUAACAAUGAUUAUUUGAAUUUGUCAUUUGACCCAGAAUUAGUUAUUUCUGAUACCCAUAGUGUUACUCCAGAUAUGCACAAAAGAAUUCUUCAAAAUUCAACAAGUCAUAUGCAGACAGUUUCUGUCCGCCGGCAGGGGUCAGAUAAUAUUAUGUCAGGAGUAUUUUUGCAACAUGACUGUCUUCAACAUCAAUUGUCUGCCUUGUUAGCGAAACAAAUACUCGGGAAAGAGUGUGUGUAUUUAGCUCAAAGUGGAUAUGCCGCCAAUUAUGGUCUACUACAAUCAAUAGUUAUCCCGGCCACGACCCAUGUUUAUAUCGAUGCUGCUGCUCAUGAAUCGCUUUGGCAGGGUGCCAGUCGUGGUAUUAUUCACAAGAUCAAACAUAAUUCUCUCGAAGACCUUGAGCAACAUCUUCGCAAGUUUGGUAGUGGAAUCAUCGUUGUUGAUUCUCUUUACUCGGCAAAAGGCUCAAUUGCUGAUCUGGUGGAAUUAUGUAAUCUUAAGGAGUCGUAUGAUUGUAUGUUGGUGGUCGAUGAGUCUCAUUCAAUUGGACUGUAUGGGCCUCACGGUCGUGGUCUUGCGGCGUUGGCUAAUGUGACAAGUCGUAUUGACUUUAUUACAGGUAGUCUGGCUAAAGCAUACUGUGUUCGCGCAGGAUUUGUUGCCGGUCGAGCUCAAGAAGUGUUAUAUGUGAGGGAAAAUUCUUCAGCGUCAAUAUUUAGCAGUGCACUUAUGACUUGGGACUUGCAACGUCUUCAACGUGCUAUGACAAUCAUCUACAAUGCAGAUAAGAAGCGACAAAGACUGAUGGAGAUUGCAACAGUCGUACGUCAUGCGGCAGUAAGAUUAAACUUUGAUGUCGAACAACCACCGUUACCGAGUCCCAUUCUGUGUUUGAUUGGUGGACCGAAUCCAUUUUCGAAAAAACUUCAAAUCUAUUUUGAAGAUGUAGGAAUCUCAGGAGCCAUAUUCGUAGCACCUGCUACACCCGUCAAUCGAUCUCUCUUGAGAUUAACACUGCACGCUGGCUUGUCCGAUGGAGACGUCUCACAAAUAAUUAGUACGCUCGAAUCGAUUGCUAAAUAUCAUCGCGCUGAUCUUCCACACACAUUUUUAAAGCAUUAA